AUGAAGCACCAAUCGGAACUACCAUCACCCAUAGGCACAUGGCUGUUGUUCUGGCCUGGUGCGUGGAGUAUCGCCUUAGCCGGUCCUGUUGCCCUGACCCCCCAUUUAGGACUCCUGUCCACAUUUGCGGUGGGUGCGUUUAUUAUGAGAGGGGCGGGUUGCACCAUUAACGACAUGUGGGACCGAAGGAUAGACGACAAGGUGGAGCGCACCCGCAGUCGACCCAUUGCCAGUGGGGACGUGUCCAUGGACCAAGCGUGGAAGUUCCUGUUGGGUCAGCUGAGUCUGGGCUUGGGAGUGCUGCUCACCUUGAAUCCAUACAGUAUAGUCCUGGGUGCGGCGUCCAUGGGUUUGGUAACCACAUACCCUUUAGCCAAACGGUACACAUGGUACCCUCAGGCCAUUCUGGGGCUGACCUUCAAUUGGGGUGCGCUAUUAGGCUACACCGCUGUGAUGGGUCACUCAGACUUUGGCAUCACACUGCCACUCUAUGCCGCGGGGGUGUCGUGGACAAUGGUGUAUGAUACCAUCUACGCACACCAGGUAAACCACACGCAGCAGACGCUCGAGUAA
Messenger RNA from Sphaeroforma arctica JP610, 573 nucleotides. RefSeq lists its product as hypothetical. The record is from RefSeq and is a predicted model, not a curated record. Gene Ontology annotation, molecular function: transferase activity, transferring alkyl or aryl (other than methyl) groups. The transcript has 4 exons. The coding region runs from base 1 to 573 and encodes 190 amino acids. NCBI's taxonomy places the organism in Eukaryota, Ichthyosporea, Ichthyophonida. Gene Ontology annotation, cellular component: mitochondrial inner membrane. Gene Ontology annotation, biological process: ubiquinone biosynthetic process.